Saccostrea cuccullata (small rock oyster) is the source of this 545-nucleotide messenger RNA. Its product is annotated as MAM domain-containing glycosylphosphatidylinositol anchor protein 1-like. Lineage: Eukaryota; Metazoa; Mollusca; Bivalvia; Ostreida; Ostreidae. The transcript has 5 exons. The record is from RefSeq and is a predicted model, not a curated record. Gene Ontology annotation, cellular component: membrane. The annotation marks the transcript as partial.
UGAAUUGCGGAUUUGAAACGACUGAGGAUUGUUUCUUCGAAAACAGCCAGCCUUCACAGCGUCGCAAAAGAACAACACAGGAAAUUUUGCUCGCCGAUAAUUUUGACUGGAUAUUUGGAAAAUCAGGUCCAACACCCUCCUCCAGAACGGGUCCCAGCAGCGCUAUAGUAGGUGUCAGAUAUGCCUACAUAGAAGCAUCAAGUCCACGAGCAUCUGGUGAAAGGGCAGUCAUUCGAACAACCAACACAUUUAGAGAAACAUUACAGUGCAUCAGUUUUUAUUAUCACAUGUUCGGUUCUGCUAGCGGCAUGGGAACUUUGAAUGUAUAUUACUCCAGUAGUUCAGGCCAUGUGCAAAAUAUCUUUACAAAAAGUGGAAAUCAAGGAGACCAGUGGUUGUUAGAAGCCGUGGAAAUCCCACCGACAAGUGGACUAGUGAUUUACAUAGAAGGAAUACGAGGAAAAAGUUAUAAGAGUGAUAUCGCAAUAGAUGCCGUGACGGUCACAGAAGGGAACUGUGGUUGCACUGCCAACCCAUGCCACUAA